Messenger RNA from Penicillium nucicola, 960 nucleotides. RefSeq lists its product as uncharacterized. The transcript has a single exon. The record is from RefSeq and is a predicted model, not a curated record. Bases 1 to 960 code for a protein of 319 amino acids. Lineage: Eukaryota; Fungi; Ascomycota; Eurotiomycetes; Eurotiales; Aspergillaceae.
AUGCAACAGGAUCAUCUUCUCGAGCUAGAGCAGCUAAGCUCACCGCUAGCUUGGAAUAGUCAAGGGAUUCACAGCCCAAUCCUGGCAAACAAAAAGGCUGGCCAACACACAGUAGAUGACUGGGUCUCUGAAGACCGCUACGUAGACUCCUGCACUGUGCUGGAUACGUACGACUGGAAACCACUUCCCCCGCGGCCCCUUGAUCCGAACAGAGGUAGUCACCGCACGUCUGCAGAUUAUCCAUCCGAGCGUGUCAAUCACCACAAGCCUAAUGUAGUUUUUUCUUUGAAGUCCCAGCCCAAUCUCCAAAUUCAUUCAUGUUUCGGACGCUUGGCAGAGUCCAGUGUCAGCGAAGACCACGAUCAGAAAAACAAGCCUCUUCCUCUGGAGCCAUUCUACCCUCCUGCUGAUGACCGUCAAGCACCACUCGGGCCAGCGAAUGCCGACCGUUACCAUCGGCCCCGGCUAUCCUCAGCACAGCCUCAAAUCGCCGCUCAGAGCUUCCCUCGUCCAUCUCCCAAGCCCUUUCGCCAGCCAAGUUUGCCAAGCCCGGAGCAGCUGUCUGAGCAGAGACUGUUGUGCAUGUUCUUCGGAUUUGAUUUGAUGGGUCUGUCCCAUCUUCUCAACAAUGACAGGCUGCGUCGGGUUCGACAUUACUUGGCUUCACAGCCGCUCCCGGAUAUGAUGGUCGAUGGCGAGAGAUAUCCAACUGCCACAUGUGCUUGGUUAAGGAAUUUCAUUGUUGAUUCUCCGUAUCGGCUGAACCUUGAUCGAGGGCGACUGCGUGGCCUGAGGCUGGAUGACAAUGCCAGUCACAAUAUAAACCGGGGAUUCGGGCUUUUGUGGGACUUUGUGGAAGCAUGCGGUUCAAAAGCCAGGUGUGCAAUAAAUGAGGGGGGCAAUCUCGAUGCAGUAAACAAGGAGGACCAGCUCCGAUGGUUUCAGGUAAGUGUUCCCUAG